UUGCCCUGGCAGUGCUCCGUUUGCUGCGGGCGGCGAGUCUGUGCGGGCCUCUGGCGGGUGCGGCGCGGGCCGGACAACUUCCCUUGAGUCCCGCCGCCAGCGAAGGAGAAAGGAGACGAACCACGCAGCGUCUUCGCACGCGCGGGCGCCCUCGGGCUGGCUCUGUCUCCGUGAGGCUCGCGUGUCCCGCUUCCCUGGAGGGGGCUCCGCAGCCCUCGGCACCUCGUACCCGGCGGAGACCGAGCUUCGAGGUUUUCUCGGCGGUCGGAGGUGGCUGCGCCCGGGCGGCAGCCAAGUUCAGCCGACACUGGGUGCGCGUCCUGGUGGCAGCCACGCUCUGCCCGCAGGUUCCAAUGGCCGAGGAGGCGCAGGGGGUGACCUUUGAGGACGUGGCUGUGUACUUCUCCCGGGAGGAGUGGAGUCUCCUUAAUUCCAUCCAGAGGAGCCUGUACCGUGAUGUGAUGCUGGAGAACUUUGCACUCAUUGUCUCGCUGGGAUUUGUACCUUCAAGACCCCAUGCGGUGGCCCAGUUGCAGGGUGAAGAAGAGCCCCGGGUGCCCAACAUGGUGGACAUGACUCUGGUCAGCAGAGCAGAAGCCAGGAGGGGCCCUGGUCUCGGUUGUCCUCAUAGACUGGACAAUGGGGAGGCCCCUCUGCAACAGGCGAGGAGCUGCAGAGUCCACCUGUCAGAGAAGCACCUUCUGGGUGGGGAGUCUGUGAAGGACACCCCGGUCCCAUUAGGUCGCCUCCAGCUCCAGGCCACCCACAGCGAGGGGAAGCCGCGCAGGAGCCCGCGGCACCGGGAGCCCUUCCUGCCCGGCUCCAGUCGCAAGCAGCAGCAGCAGGGAGUCCGCGCCACACAGAAGCCCUUCAAAUGCAGCGGUUGCAGGAAAGCCUUCCUGAAGGCCUUCGCGCUCCUUGACCACCUGGUAACUCACUGUGAAGAGAGACCCUUUAGGUGCCCAGCAGGUGGAAAUGCCCCCAAGGAGAACUCAGCCCUUGUUCAUCACCGAAAAAUUCACACUGGAGGAUCAUCCAACGUGUGUAAUGAGUGUGGAAAGGCCUUCAGUUACCCAUCUAAACUGAGGAAGCACCAGAAGGUUCACACAGGCAUAAAACCUUUCAAGUGUGGUGAGUGCGGGAAAACCUUCAACCGCAAAGACGCCCUUGUUCUGCACAAGAGAAUUCACACCGGAGAGAGGCCCUAUGCCUGCAGUGAAUGCGGCAAAGCUUUCAGCGUCCUGUCCACCCUCAUCCGGCACCGGAGAGUUCACAUUGGCGGCAGGCCGUAUGAGUGCCGGGAAUGUGGGAAGUUCUUUAAAUACAACCAGAGCUUCAUUCUCCACCAGAGAGUUCACACUGGAGAAAAGCCUUAUGAGUGCAAGCAGUGUGGGAAGGCGUACGUGACCCGCUCGGGCCUGUACCAGCACUGGAAGGUCCACACUGGAGAACGGCCCUACGAGUGCGGCCUGUGUGGGAAGACCUUCACCACCAGGUCCUACCGCAACCGGCACCAGCAGUUCCACACGGAGCAGAGGUCCUACGAGUGCACGGAGUGCGGGAAAGCGUUCAAACACAGCUCUACCCUCCUCCAGCACAAGAAAGGCCACGCAGGAGAAAGGCCAGAGGGGGACGCCAUGCGGAAAGGCCUUUUGCCAGAGUCGGCACCUCGCUCAACAGGGAGGGUCUCUCUGCAAAAAGGAGAUUGAGGAGAGGAGCCAUUUGAAAGCUGAACCAGACACACCCCAACAGCCACGCUGUGGGGGUGCCAGGUAUGUGGGAAGGUUUUGUGAGCUGUGUUGCACUCUGACCUGUCCAGGCUGUGACAGAAGCCAUCGCACCUCUGCCACCUGGCAUGUCCCCACAUGUGCCUCAUCACCCCGGUGUGCCCAGGGACAGCAGAUCCUUCACCCUGCUGUGUGUGGACCGGAGUCAUGAAUGGUGGAGCCCGUGUUGGGUCCUUUUUCCUCUUGACUGGUUUAGGCGUGGACAUGACUGAGUUGUGGCCAACAACUUAGCUAAGCAGUGUCUCCAAGGGCCUCCGGCGAAGGUGGACUGAUUUCAUGGACACUGUUGAUACUACACAUGGUACCUGUUGUGUAUCCACCCAACCCAGAACUUUCUCGCACUGCUCUGGAAUGCACGGCAAUAAAG
This is a messenger RNA of Pteronotus mesoamericanus, 2154 nucleotides long. It is a transcript of the gene ZNF584, whose product is annotated as zinc finger protein 584. Bases 354 to 1709 code for a protein of 451 amino acids. The record is from RefSeq and is a predicted model, not a curated record. NCBI's taxonomy places the organism in Eukaryota, Metazoa, Chordata, Mammalia, Chiroptera, Mormoopidae. Gene Ontology annotation, molecular function: RNA polymerase II cis-regulatory region sequence-specific DNA binding; DNA-binding transcription factor activity. Gene Ontology annotation, biological process: regulation of transcription by RNA polymerase II. The transcript has 4 exons.